GUGUUUGAAUGAAUGGAACAAGAACAGCUAUCGUUGAUUUUUGCCAAAUAUUUUCUAUCCUCCACACAGCCUCUUUCUCCCCUCACACAGGUGAGCUCUCACACAUCUCUUACUGUCAGCACCACAUAAUUGCACCAUGCAGCCACCCCCCUUCCACUCCUCAAACGUUCACACAAACACUGCAGCUCUUUGAAGAUGCAAAACACCCUUCUCGUUUGACGGAGAGCAGGCUGAAGGACAGAGGAAGCCAAUAUGUAGUUCAAGGACUGUGUCAGAACUCUGAUGGAAAAAAUGGUUGAAGUACGCCAACAAAUAUAUGUGCUGUUGGUGCAAUUAAUUCUCCUCUCACCGGCUCAUAAUCAGCGAAGCCUCCACAGGUCAGUGGGGAAUGCUCUGGAGAAGACUUGGGAUCACACACAGCCGGGACUCUGUAACUAUGGUCAGGCCACUUCCUGUUGUUUUGGAUGGAAGAAUGUUAACAGCCUUUGUCAACCUGUGUGCAGGAAGCCGUGCAUCCAUGGAAAAUGCCUGGGACCAGACAAGUGCUUAUGCUCCAAAGGGUAUAAAGGACCACAGUGUGAUGAAGAUGUGAAUGAGUGUGGUUUGUUGGAGAGGCCGUGUUCCCAACGCUGCAUGAACACACCCGGUAGCUAUCGCUGUUACUGCCAGUCAGGAUACACACUCAGUGCAGAUGGAUAUACCUGCAUCACAAAGGCUGGAUGCAUUUCCUUGCGCUGCCAGUUUGGUUGUCGUUCAGAGAAACUGGGAGUGGUGCGUUGUUUUUGUCCCCCUGGCCUCCGCCUGGCUGCUGACAAUAAGACCUGUGAAGAUGUAGAUGAGUGCCAGGAUGUUGUUGUGUGUCCACCUCGAAGGACCUGCAAGAACACUUUUGGCAGCUACGUUUGUGUGUGCCAAGAUGGUUUUGUGAUGGGAACCGUGCAAGGAUCAGUGGAAUGCCGAGAUAAGGAUGAGUGUUUAACCGGGUCUCACAAGUGCAGCCGCCAUGCUCACUGCCUCAACACAGAUGGUUCCUACAUAUGUCGCUGUGCAGAAGACCACUUUGGAAAUGGACACACCUGCUGGCCCAGGCGUGCCUUGCAGUCCAAGGCUGUCAUGUACUUCAACUACAAACUCUCCAAAAGGACAAAGACAAAACACCAUUCACCUUAGUGCUAGUUUUUAUCACCACUGUAGGUGAAUCACGAAUGUACAGAAAACCAAAUAUCCAAUAUAACAUUACUGAAAAAGUUUUGAGCACCCCUAUUAUGCUGUUGUGUGAAGCAGGUAAUAAAGCUG
Menidia menidia (Atlantic silverside) is the source of this 1296-nucleotide messenger RNA. Lineage: Eukaryota; Metazoa; Chordata; Actinopteri; Atheriniformes; Atherinopsidae. The record is from the annotation of a GenBank genome assembly.